Messenger RNA from Salvia miltiorrhiza (redroot sage), 1470 nucleotides. RefSeq names its product protein TIC 22-like, chloroplastic. The transcript is spliced from 4 exons. The record is from RefSeq and is a predicted model, not a curated record. Gene Ontology annotation, biological process: protein transport. Gene Ontology annotation, cellular component: chloroplast. Bases 699 to 935 code for a protein of 78 amino acids. Lineage: Eukaryota; Viridiplantae; Streptophyta; Magnoliopsida; Lamiales; Lamiaceae.
CCUAGAUACACAAAAAAACAUGAAGUGAGUGAACACAAAAUUGAAAAGCGGCGCCCCUAUCCCCUCCACCCAGCUCUGCCGCCGCACAACCCUAGCCUCCCUCACUCGGCGACCACCUCCCUCCACUCCGGCGCGGUCGCGCGGCACCUCCUCGCUCCUCCCUCCACCCUGGCGCGACGCCUCCCUGCCAGAGACGACAACCUCCGUAGUCCCUCCACCCCUGCGCCCAUCCGCCUCCGUCCACCCCGGCGCGGCACUGCUCAGAUUCUCCUCCUCCGGCGCGGCGCUAAAUGCGAUUGGUGCCUCUUUUUAUUUUGUGGUGAAAUUCAAAUUUCAGAUUUUAGUUUGAAUUCCAAUAUAAUAACAAAUUCCAGAUUUUAGUUUAACCCUAAUGCCCUAAUUUGAUCUCAUCCAAAUUUCUUCAAUUGCCAUGGAAGAUCUCCCCCCGCCUCUUCUCCUCGAGAUCCUCGGCCGCCUUUCCGACUCCACCGACGUCGCCCGCUGCCGCGUCGCUUCCCGCGCACUCAACUCCGUCACGUCGGAGAUCCGGUCCGUCCACCUCUACUGCUCCCGCCUCCACUACGCCAAGUCUCGAUCCCCUUUCACCCAGUCCUCCAUCACGCCUUUCAAGCAAGUUUUCUGCAGAUUGAUAUCCGAGUUGCACGUUGUGGAGCGCGUCUUCGUCGGCGUCGAGAAAUAUGAAGUCUGUUGAUUCUUCUAUGAGUUCUGGCUCACAAGUUGUUCCAGUUGCUCUAAGCAAGGUUUUUGAUCUUAAAGUUAAUGGGGUGGCUUUGAGAUUGUUACCCGAGGCUUCCCAGAUAAAGAACGCAUUGCAGGAGAGGAAAAGGGUUGGCAUGGAAGACGAGAGCUUCUGUGGGGUCCUAGUUUUCCCGGUUCACUUUACUUGCCCACAACUUCAAUCUUGUAACUCCUGAGGAAGUCGGGCUGAUGCUGAGGGCGCUGGGCUAUGGCAACGAUGUUCACAUAUACGUAGCAUCAGGAGAGGUAUACGGAGGCGAAGAGACACUCGCCCCUCUCAAAGCCCUCUUCCCCAACAUCCACACCAAAGAGACUCUUGCUACCAAGGAGGAGCUCGCCCAAUUCCAGCCCUAUUCCUCGCGAAUGGCUGCAUUGGACUUCGUUGUCUGUAGGGGUGGAAAAUCGGGUUGCGGGUAUCGGGUAUACCCUCACCCGUCCCGAUACCCGCGCGGGUAUCGGGUACCCGAUACCCGCAAAAUUCGGGUGGAGGGUCGGGUGCGGGUAUCGUAUCCUCAAAAAUCGCGGGUAGAGGGUACCCGCGGGUACCCGCAUACCCGCAAUAAAUAUUUAAAAAAUAAAAUUAAAUAAUUUUAUUUAAUAAUAUUAGGAAUUAAACCAAUUAACCAAAAUUAAAUAUUAGGAAUUAAACCAAUUUUAUUAGGAAUUAAACCAAUAAAUAUUAGGAAUUAAACCAAUAAAUAUUAGAAAUUA